This is a messenger RNA of Panonychus citri (citrus red mite), 736 nucleotides long. RefSeq names its product mitochondrial-processing peptidase subunit beta-like. NCBI's taxonomy places the organism in Eukaryota, Metazoa, Arthropoda, Arachnida, Trombidiformes, Tetranychidae. The transcript has 2 exons. The record is from RefSeq and is a predicted model, not a curated record. The coding region runs from base 86 to 538 and encodes 150 amino acids. Gene Ontology annotation, molecular function: metalloendopeptidase activity; metal ion binding. Gene Ontology annotation, cellular component: mitochondrion.
UACUUUUGGGUUCUGAUUUUCAUCCUCUUAUUGUGAUUGUUUUGUUUUUUUCUUCCGGUGAUUAAAUAAUUGUUAAUAUUUAAUUAUGUCGUCUACCAUUUUACGAAAUGCUCCAAGGUUAAUCCAAACUUUGAGUAAAAAUAAUCAAAUUCAACGGUUUGGGUUGAAAAACCGUAAAAUUUCUGCUGUUCCAACUCGUGAGAUUUUGGUUAACUAUCCAGAAACCAGAGUCACCGAAUUGUCUAAUGGUAUUAGGGUAGCAACUGAAAAUUCUGGCCUCAAAACUGCCACCAUUGGUGUUUGGAUUGAUGCUGGAUCAAGAUAUGAAACACCGGAGACUAAUGGAGUUGCCCAUUACCUUGAACAUAUGGCCUUUAAGGGCACAAAUAAACGUAGUCAAACCAAUUUAGAAUUGGAAGUUGAAAAUAUGGGAGCUCAUCUUAAUGCUUACACAUCUAGGGAGCAGACUGUCUAUUAUGCCAAAUGUUUAUCUAAAGAUGCUCCUCAUGCUCUUGAAAUUAUUUCAAAUUAUUAUUGACCAAUUCGAUUCAAGAAAACGAUUCUAAAAAAAAGGAAUCGAGGAAGAUCCAGAAUCAGAUUCAAAUUCUGCUUGGGAUGAUAAUUGUUUCGAAGAAUAAAUAUUCUUCAAUAUUUUGAUUCAAAAAAGUUUGAUUUCAUUUUUCAAAAUUAAUUAAUUAAAUUAAUUUAAAAUAAAACUGAUUCUUUGAAUCGCAAA